AAAGAUCAACGUGUGGAAAAAUGUUGUCGUUUCUAUUUCUGUUCGUCUGCUGGGUGAUGGUGACGCUGUCGGCCGGAAUUGCCAAGGCGGAAUUCGCACUAUCGCCACCGUACCCGGCAACUUUGAUUCACUCCGGAAGAGGAGCCUUGGCUGCUGGAUCAUCUGAUUAUUCCACUCGUCAUCAUCUCUACUAUUCCCAGCUGGUGCCUUAUUACUUUUCCGGGAAUCGCCGAUUGGCAGCAGCAGCCGGAUCAAUGCCCACCAACCACUACGGGUAUCACCAACAAGCUGGAUCGAAUUAUUACGAGGUCGAUUACCCGUCGUAUUAUCCCGUUCAUCCGCCAGCGCCUAUUCCGCAUCAAUAUUACCAGCAGCAGGAUCCAGUUAGUGAGUAUCGGGGUAAUAUGAUGACGGGCUCUGCUGGACAGGCCGAAGGACCCAUGUUGAGGGAGCGACAAAAUGGGCCAUUUCAAUUAUUCUCCGCACUAAGAGGACCACCAGGUCCACCAGGUCCUUUUGGUCCUUCUGGACCAGCUGGAGCAGCGGGUUCUCCUGGAUCGGCCGCCGGUACUCCUGGCCCUGCUGGACCCAUUGGAGCGCAAGGACCAGACGGAAUUCCAGGCACUGACGGCGUACCCGGAACGGACGGCGUUCCCGGUACGGAUGGAGUACCCGGCACAGACGGCCUAGUCGGACCGGAUGGAGCCACUGGUCCGGAUGGAAUGCCCGGUCCGGAUGGUCAACCAGGUCCGGAUGGUCAACCCGGUACGGAUGGAACACCUGGUACGCCCGGAACGGAUGGAAUCCCUGGCACACCUUGAAAAUGAAAGAAAAAUUUGGAAUUGGAAUUUAUUUUUAAUAUUGUCAAGGG
This is a messenger RNA of Daphnia pulicaria, 871 nucleotides long. RefSeq names its product putative cuticle collagen 80. Lineage: Eukaryota; Metazoa; Arthropoda; Branchiopoda; Diplostraca; Daphniidae. The transcript is spliced from 5 exons. Bases 21 to 821 code for a protein of 266 amino acids. The record is from RefSeq and is a predicted model, not a curated record.